CAGAAGGGUGACCCUUGAACAGUGAUUAGGUAUAAGGAUUUUCUGAAUCAAAGAAAAGAAGACUUAAAAAUGAAGCAAAGCAUGUUUACUUAGUCUCUUUUUCUCUGUAACCCAUGUUUAAAGAAGCUUAAAGGAUACAAGAUCCUUUCAACUCUUGUUUCUUCUUUUCGCAUCUCAUAUGGGAAUUAUAUGGGUCGAGUUCUGUUUGAAAUCUGCUCAUGGUCUGCAGCAUUCAACUUCACUUUGGAAGCGUCAAUGGUAUGCGGUUGGCUGGAUUAAUCAUAACAGCAAAUAUUGCACCAAGGUUGUAGAUUCUGGAAAUGCAAAUCCAGUUUGGAAAACCAAUUUCGCCGUUCCUGUUGAUGACUCAAUACCGAACAUCCAAGAUUUGGCACUAAAUGUCGAAGUUUACUGUAUAGACCCCAUAUUCAAGGAAAAGCUUCAUGGCUCAGCUACGAUUGGUCUGAAGAGGUUUCUUUUCAAGCAAGCGAAGAAUAAUGAGGCGUCAAUGCCAAAGCAAGAGGGGGUUCGGAGCUAUCAAUUGCGAAAGAAGAAAUCCAACAAGCCAAGAGGUUAUAUUGAUAUUCUGAUUCAUAUAUCGGUCGGUAAGAAAGAACUAAAUUCUCAUCCAGGUAGCAAGGAAAGAGCAGUGCUUUUAGAUUAUGGUAACAAUGCCCAGUGGACUGCAGAGGAAGGAUUAAGGCAAGCUUACCUGCAGAAGCAGCCUCGCGAUUCAAUCCAUCAGCCAGAAAAUUAUGAACGCACAAACGUGCCAGACUCCUAUUCAGUGCCAUUCGCCACUACAAACUAUUCUGAGCAAUGUGAGGGUGAACCAAGCUACCAUAGAGCAGCUGGGCCAAGCUACCAUACAGCAGCAGCUGGUCCAAGCUAUCAACCACAUAGAACUAGAACUCCACCACCAUCCCCACCCUAUAACGUUGGUUAUAUUCCCACUUAUCUCUCAAGAAAUGAUGGCUUGCAUCCAAGCUUCACAGACAUACCACAAUCCAUGGAAGAACCUGGUCAAACUGUGCCUCCAGGUGUUGUAUUGGAAAUAAGUGCCGAGGCAUUAGCCGCUGGUGCUGCAAUAUUUGGUGAUGACUUCUUGUCAGGAUUUGAUGUCAUGCAGUCCUAGAAGAUGUUACUAUUAACUUACUAACCGAUCCUCCUUCCUGAACCAAGCAUUAAAAUCAGCUCAAAUGGUUACAUAUGGCUGCACACAUUGUAUAUAGUUCCACAUUCUUAAAAUUGGAAUUCUGUCAAAGAAUUUGCAGAGAGAGAUUCAGUCAUUUGUCUGAAACAUUAAGAUGUUUUAUUGCUUAUAUAAAUUAAGUUUGCAAUAUUGUCUUCCAAAGUUGUUAUCUUCAGUAGCUCGUAGUUUUGGCACUAAAAGAAAGGUAACUUAAUAUCAAAAUCAUGUAUCAGGAUUAUCUGCUGCGGUCGUUUAAAA
Molecule: messenger RNA, 1450 nt
Organism: Vicia villosa (hairy vetch)
Lineage: Eukaryota; Viridiplantae; Streptophyta; Magnoliopsida; Fabales; Fabaceae
Exons: 2
Coding region: 179-1135 (318 amino acids)
Biological process (GO): defense response
Source: RefSeq, a predicted model, not a curated record